Corylus avellana is the source of this 999-nucleotide messenger RNA. RefSeq lists its product as uncharacterized. The record is from RefSeq and is a predicted model, not a curated record. Lineage: Eukaryota; Viridiplantae; Streptophyta; Magnoliopsida; Fagales; Betulaceae. Gene Ontology annotation, molecular function: catalytic activity.
ACCAGACACCUCACCAGUGCGAAACAGAGAGAUCGAUAAUGGUGAACUUCGUGGAAGCACAGAAGCCUUUGUUGCAUGGGCUAAUGAAGAUGGCAGGGAUCAAACCCUACACGGUGGAGAUCCAGCCAGGCACGGUCAUGACCUUCUGGGUCCCAUUGGAGACCAUCAAAAACCACAAAAAGGGCCAAAAGCCCCAGCCCCCGGCUAAGCCCAGCAAGCCCGUGGUGGUCCUGGUCCACGGGUUCGCCGCCGAGGGCAUCGUGACGUGGCAGUUCCAGGUCGGCGCUCUCGCCAAGAAAUACUCUGUUUACGUGCCGGAUCUCCUCUUCUUCGGAGGCUCGACAACCGACAAAACCGACAGGUCACCGACAUUCCAGGCCGAGUGUUUGGCUGCAGCUUUGGGGAAGCUCGGGGUGGAGAGGUGCACCGUGGUUGGGUUCAGUUACGGUGGGAUGGUGGCGUUCAAAAUGGCUGAGCUGUACCCGGAGCUGGUCCAGGCCAUAGUGGUUUCAGGCUCGAUCAUCGCCAUGACCGACUCGAUCAGUGAAACAACGCUGAAAGGCCUUGGGUUCUCUUCUUCUUCGGAGCUUUUGCUGCCCACUUCCGUUAAAGGCUUGAAAGCGCUUCUCUCUGUUGCUGCUCACAAGAAGCUGUGGUUCCCGGAUCGCCUUCACAAAGACUUCCUUGAGGUGAUGUUCACCAACAGGAAGGAGAGAGGUGAGCUCUUAGAAGGUUUAAUCGUGAGCAACAAGGAUCCCACGGUUCCCAAUUUCCCACAGAAAGUGCAUCUUUUAUGGGGUGAGGAUGAUCAGAUUUUCAAUCUGGAGCUUGCUCAGAACAUGCAAGGGCAACUAGGAGAAAGUGCAUCCUUUCAAGGCAUAAAGAAGGCCGGUCACUUGGUUCACCUGGAACGACCUUGUGUUUAUAAUAGGUAUCUGAAGCAGUUCCUUGCCUCCUUGCACGCAGACAAAGCCAAGAAGUGACACGAUUUGGAAGUAU